Messenger RNA from Plasmodium vinckei vinckei, 2073 nucleotides. RefSeq names its product conserved Plasmodium protein, unknown function. Lineage: Eukaryota; Apicomplexa; Aconoidasida; Haemosporida; Plasmodiidae. The record is from RefSeq and is a predicted model, not a curated record. Bases 1 to 2073 code for a protein of 690 amino acids. The transcript has a single exon.
AUGUUUAUUGUAAAUGACAAUUUGAAUAAUAACUCCUUGAUAUUAAAUGUGUCUUCUUCAUCGGAUCUUAUUUCUUCGAUUUCGUCGUAUACUAAAAUGGGUUCUAAAACUCGAGGUACAAAAGAAAAAACAAAAAUAGAUGCGAUAGAAGAGGUUGAUAAAGCAAAAAUAGAUAGGAUUGAAGAGGUUGAUAAAAAAGAAGCUGAGAAAUGUAGUUAUAUCAAAAAUAUUAUUUCUAGAUAUAACUAUAAUAAUAAAAUAUUGGAAAAAAAACAUAACACAUCUUUGUGUUCCAGUAAAAAUUCAUAUAAAACAUAUUCCAACGAAAGUAGAAACAGUUUUGAAAUAUAUAAUAUAAUAAAACAAAAAAAGAUAGUAAAUAAAUUAAAAAAAAAAAUAUUAAAGUCUAUUAAAAAAACAAUUAAUAUUAACAAAAUAAAGACACCUCUUUAUUUUCAUUCUAAAUCCUAUUUUUUUACAUUUUUGAAAAAAUUAAAAUUUUUAUUAUCAAAAAAAAUGAAGGAAAUCAAAAAGAGAAGCUCGGGAAGUACUGCAGAAUGUAGUACCAAUCUGGAUGGAGAAAAUAUUUAUGAAUUAUUUUUAAGAAAUAAAGACAAUAGUUUAUUACUAAAAAGAUAUUUAAAACAACAAAAAAGGUUAGCAAAUAAAAUGAAUAAAUAUAAUAUAUAUCAUAAAAAUGUAGAAAGUAGUUCUACCCAAGAAAAGGAAAAAGAAAAGGAGACAGAUCUAUUAUUUGCAUCCCCAAUUAAAAACGAAAAAGAUAAUGAAAUAGACGAAGUUAAAAAUAGCGAAACAUUUCAAGCUACUCCAAAAUCAAGUAAUAUUUCUCUGAUAAAUAAUAAUAGUAAACCGUUUCAGUGUCUUGAUGAGACAGUAAAAUUUAUAGAUAAUGCCGCCAAUAUUUGUGAGUAUAAAAAAGAAAAUAAAAUCGAUAAAAAUUGUAACAGCAAUAAAAAUGUUGAAAGAAUAGACAAAGAAAUAAUUGAACAAGAAGAUGAUAUUACAGUUUGUUCACCAAACAUAUUGGAAAAUAAAAAAGGACCAUUUGAAAAUUUGGAUAUUAUUGAAGAACAAGAUAAAAGUAAAGAAGACAAAAUAAACACCUCAUUUGAAAAUUUAAAAAAAGAAAAAAGUUCCAUUUUUAACGACAUGAAAAUAGAAGAAAGUAAUGAAAUUUAUAGUAAUAAUAAAAAAUUUAGUAAAGACAAGUCAUUCCCUAUAUUAAUUGAAGAAUGUAAAGAAAUUAGAGAUAAAAAAUGUAAUAUCAUAAACUUACAAAAUGCUCAUGAUUAUUCAAAACUAGACAACACAUAUAUCAAUAAAUGUCUUGAUAGUCAUGAAAAAAUAAAUGAUAUUAUAAAUAAAUAUUCCAUUGAAAAGUUAAAAAUUAAUUCAUUAAAUAAUAGAAUUAAAAAUAAUUUGACACAAAAAAUGUUUUAUUUAAAUUGGUGUGAAUAUAGAAACAAACAAAAGAGAUGUGAAGAGAGGAACCAAAGAAGGGGUACCAAAAAUAUGAUACGCUUUGGAGUGAAAAAGCAAAAAUAUAAAAGUUACAUCCCACUUUUAUAUUUAAAAAAAGGAAAUCAUAGUUAUAUGGAUGUUCCUACAAAUAAUUCAAUUCAAAAUAGAAAAAUAAAUUUCAUCAAAAAUUGUAAAAAUUUUCAAUCCUAUAAUGAUAAUAAUUCAAAAAAAUGUAAUGAAACAUCAGGAAAUACUAUUUGUAUAGCCAAAAAAUAUGAUCAUAAUAUUAUUAACAAAAUAAAAAAAAAUAUUUCUGACAAUUAUAAUAAUAUGCUUACAUUUUUAAAAAAUAUAUUUUACACAAAUUUUUAUUUAUUUAAUAAAAAAAAAGAACAAAAAAAUAGGCAUGCUAAUAGUUUUGAAAAUAAUGUAAAAAAAAAAUUACAAUACCACACAAAUGUUAAUUCUAUACCUAACAUAUUUUUACCAAAAAUUAAACAAAAUUAUGAAAAUUUACAAUCCCAAAAUAAUACAAUUUACAAUGAACCAAACUAUUUUAUUAAAAAUGGUAAUGGACAUAUAAAGACUUGA